This is a messenger RNA of Hemicordylus capensis (graceful crag lizard), 4503 nucleotides long. RefSeq names its product tRNA methyltransferase 10B (gene TRMT10B). The transcript has 9 exons. NCBI's taxonomy places the organism in Eukaryota, Metazoa, Chordata, Lepidosauria, Squamata, Cordylidae. The coding region runs from base 246 to 1205 and encodes 319 amino acids. Gene Ontology annotation, biological process: tRNA N1-guanine methylation. The record is from RefSeq and is a predicted model, not a curated record. Gene Ontology annotation, cellular component: nucleus; nucleoplasm. Gene Ontology annotation, molecular function: tRNA binding.
GCGGUGUCGGAGAUAUGAACUCCAAUUCCCAGCAUGCAACUGGUUCGUAUAUGUUAAUAACGUUAUAAGGAAGUCUCGCAUGGCGAUGUUCCUAUUCUAAGAGAAGCAACGUGCGACUCAUCAAAGAAACAGCCACUGUGGAUUAUUUUACUGUUCGGUUCUUGAAAUCAGAGUUACUCUAAACAUUCCUGUUGAGCCGACUAUUAGAUCCUGUUAUUCAGACUCUACAGAAGAGGAACAGAGAAAUGAUGACUCCCCCUGAGUAUGAAUUGGAGAAAAAUAUCUGUGGAGUCCAGCAUGAGCAACAGCAGGAUGACGAGGCUGCUUGUCAGGAAGAUGGAAAUGGGGGAAACCUCUGGGACACUUUUGGGCUUCUGCAGCUUGACCUGGGUAGUGAAAGCACCAGGGACCAAUGUGCAAGAAAUGAGAAUUGUUGUUCGAGAAAUGUUUUAAGAAAACAAAGGCACUGGGAAAAAAUUGUUUCAGCAAAGAAGAGUAAAAGAAAGCUUGAGAGAGAACGGCGCAAACUGAAGCAUGCUGAAGAAAAAGGUGCUGCUCCCCAGCUCAGCAAGUGGGAUUUAAAAGUGAUGACUAAAGAGCGCCUCCUGGAAGCCAAGGAAACAGGCCCUCGGCUGUGUAUUGAUUUGAGUAUGACUAGUCACAUGACUAAGAAGGAAAUAAGCCGGCUUGCUGCUCAGAUUCGGAGGCUCUAUGGAUCAAACAAAAAGGCCCAGAGGCCCUUUUGGCUCUUCCUCACGGGGUUUAUGAGAAACAGCCCCAUUUAUGAAGCAUGCCUAAGGAUGAAUGAUGGAUUUACCAAUUACCUUAUGGAUGUUACUUCAGAAAGUUAUAUUGAUCUGUUUCCUUUAGAAACUAUUGUUUACCUCACUCCAGACUCUGAGAAUGCUCUUGAUGAAGUUGAUCCUCAAAAAGUGUACGUCCUUGGUGGGCUAGUGGAUGAAAGCAUUCAAAAGAGACUCACCUUCCAAAGGGCCCAGGAACAACGUCUGCACACAGUGCGACUACCAAUUCAGGAAUAUAUGGUUAAAAAUGCCAAUGUCAAAAACUAUCACUCUACAACCUUAGCAAUCAAUCAAGUGUUUGAUGCCUUAUCAACUUUCUAUGAGACUAAGAGUUGGGAAGAAGCCCUUAAAGCUGCCGUUUCUCCUGGAAAAGGAUAUGUCCUUCGAGAUACAACACGGUGACAAAAGGAAUCUGCAUACAAAUCUAGAGUGGGGUUGGGUGAGACUCUGUCUUCAGGGACCUAAAACUACUGGACUGAAUGUCACCACUUCUGUUUGUCAAGCUUUCUUGGAAAGGACUAAUCCAAUUGCUUGUUAAAACAUUUCUUGAUUUCUGUCAUAGUACCAUAACCGUAAGCCUUCAGUGGAAAGAACUUAUUGAUCCUCUAUAAAAAGAACACUUACUGUUAGAGCUUUCUUAGCUGAAAAGCAACUAAUAAAUGUAUUUAAUAAACAAACCUCUUCCAUCAGGUGGCCCUCUGUUAGGGGCAAGGGUUCUGACGAGGUAGCCAUCUCGCUCUGUGAGUAUACCAUGCAUGAACAUAGGAAGCUGCCUUAUACCGAGUCAAAUCAUCGAUCCAUCUCGCUCAGUAUUGUCUACACAGACUGGCAGCAGCUUCAGGGUUGCAGGCAAGAAUCUCUCUCAACCCAAUCUUGGAGAUGCCAGGGAGGGAACCUGGAACCUUCUGCAUGCAGAUGCUCUUCCAAAGUGGCGCCAUCCUCUAAGGGGAAUAUCUUAUAGUUCUAGUUCUCACACCUGUAGUCUCCCAUUCAUAUGGGAGACUCUCCGCCUAGAGCUCAGAGUCAGGCGGUAUCUAAAUUAAAUUCUUCAUCAUCAUCAUCAUCAUCAAACAGUUCAUGCUUGCUACCAUAAGACUAGCUUUCCAACAACCAGAGGGGUUGUUGCUUUAUUACCAUGGUGCCAGGGCAGAUCUUAUCUAUAGGCAAAGUGGGUAGCACUCACCUUAAAUUUUUCAGUCAGCCAUGUUGACUCUGCCUAACUCUGUUGUUCUCUGCUGCUCUAGCCUGCAGCCUGCUGCUGCUUUAAGAACUGAGGUGGGUGAUGGCAGCAAAGAAAAACUGAAAAGCCCCAGAUCUUUUAAAAUAUUAAUAAGGCAGGAGCCAAUAAGGGUGGGGACUCCUGUUAUUCCCCCAUUGUCAUGGACAGACUACCAUCUGGUCAAGGUAGGACUUGCAAUCACAACCCACCUCUGUAGGGAUGAAGAACCCUUAGAUUGGUCUGCCUGAGAAGGUUAUAGGAUCCAAUGGGACUCCAAGAAGCCUUGGAAGAGUUUCAAGGUGGCUCCAUUGAUGAUUCUGUCAAUGCUCUGGUGCAAAUUUGAAAUAACGAAAUCACUAGGGCAGUAGAUACAAUCUAAGCAUCUUCUCUGACCUGCUUCAAAAUUAGCCCUGGGGUAUUUGGAAGAAUUAUGGGAGCUGAGGCGGUGAGGUAAUCGACUCCAGAAAAGUAAAAGACUGCAGAAGCAGCCUUGUGUAGCUAGUCUGUCCUUUUACUUGUGGCUUGUAUGUACGUGUGUAUGUGUCUUGUUCCUGUUGUGUUAAAUACAAAUCUACAUCCUACUUUAGUCCUGUUAAGCACUAUAAAACAACUGAUGUUUUCCAUAUUUCUCUGUAUCUCUGCUGAUGAGCUAGGUAGGUAGGUAGGUGUGUGUGUGUUUGUAGUUUGAUCCCACUUGUUAGCUACAAGUCUGCACUUUGCCAGUUAUUGCUAAGACACCAUCCUAGUCCAUGGCUCUGCCUCCACAGCUGCCCCCAAUUGGCUGCACCUCUCAUUACCUGUGGCUCCACCUGUCAUCUGCCCUGCCUUGCCUGCCCACCCAUCCUCCACGGUCCCAGGAACCACCAGCUGCCAGUGCCAUGGUGGAAUGGCAUUUUUUUGUACCUCCCCAAUUCAUCUGAGAAACGAAACAAGGAAAGGACCCUCUGCUUUUCAUAACAGAGCAGGCUACACUGGGGGCAGGUGGGGGAACAUGUUCAAAUAACAGUCUUGCAUUAAAGCAUGUAUCUUAAAUGAGAUGUUGGCCUUCCCUCAGAUCUAUUUAAGAGUCUUCCUUUUUCAAAGUGCAGGCAGGGUAAAACACCUCACCUCAGAUGGCAGGUUUGGGAACACUAUUAAAAAUGGUUCAAAUAUUUUGUUUUUUAUAACUUUUUUUUUAUAACCAUGGCAUCAAAAUGUUAAGGUAGGGCAGGGGUUCCCAACUUGUAGUACUCUACAUAUUGCUGAUAUACAACUCCCAUCAUUCCCAGCCACAAUAAAUUAGUUCAGCAUCAAUACUACAGGUUGGGAACCCCUGGUGUAGGCUAGCAGGGUGUGGGAGCAGGAGUGGCCAGGAGUGCUUUUUAUCAGCUUCAGCUGAUACACCAGAUAUGUCCAUUUGUGGAGACAAAUGACCUUAAAGUGGCGGUACGUAUGCUGGUAACCUCUACAUGGGCUGCCUUUGUAUGUAGUUCGGAAACUACAAUUGGUACAGAAUGUGGCAGCCAGUUUGGUCUCUGGGUUUACCUGAAGGGACUAUAUAACACCGAUUCUAAAAGAACUGCACUGGCCGCCGAUACGUUUCUGAACAAAAUACAAAGUGCUGGUUAUUACCUAUAAAAUCCUUACCAGCUUAGGUCCAGGGUACUUAAGAAAGCACCCUCUCUGUCAUGAACCCUGUUGCCCAUUAAGAUCACCUGGAGAGAUCUGGUUAUGGUUGCCGCCAACUUUGGAAUGUGAUCCCUGCUGAGCAUCUUCUUCUGUUUGCUUUUAGGAAGACCCUGAAGACAUACCUGUUUCCCAGGCUUUUAACUGAAUUUUAAACUUUCAGGUGUUUAUCUAGUGACUUAACUGUUUUUAUGAAUUUUAUAUUAUGUUAAUUUGUACACUGCCUAGAGAUUUAUAUAUUAGAUGGUAUAGAAAUUAAAUAAAUAAAACAAAUACUUGGCAUACUGGCAGACAAAACUGUAGGGGAUAUGUGAAUGAGCUAAAUGGCCAGUACAUACUCCACUUUCUCUUCCAAAUGACAGUCUCUGGCUAGUACAGGCCAAGAUCGUACUAGCAAUGGCCAACGGGGAUUGGCUUAUGUCCAACAUGGGCUUGGGACACACAGAAUGCCGCCACACACGAAUUUCCUUAUGAUCGCAUAAGGAAAAUAGGCUAAAAAUGCAGAGCUGGGGGCCUCUAAGGAGAGAGCUUUAUUGUAUCAAAGAGAGGACUUUUCUGUUUGGCCUUGAAUGUUCAGGAAACUAUGAGUUGCUUUCUUUCAUGCUCUCAGUCCCUUGUGUGGAGAACAUAUAUUAGCUUCAGCUUCUUAAGAAAUGGCAAAAACAAAGAAUAUUUUCAGAAAUCAAGUCUACUGAUGGAUCUCCUAGUUAUACAAAGCAGUUUGUAAGAAGUUCACAUUGUAAUCUUGUGGAUCUUUUUCUCCCUUUAUUACUAUGUAAACUCUGAUUUCAUAUUAAAUAAAUUAUUGUGAUCCUG